GGAAUUUUAGUUUCCAAGUUAUUUCUGUCUCUUUCUUUUCCCUCUCCUUUUCUUUCUCCCUCUCUCUUAUUUACUUGGAGGUUUUUAAUGGGUCGGUUUGUGUCGUUGAGGUAUUCAUUCUUAUUUUCUCAUCUCUUUCUCUUUCACUCUUCUAAAAUGUGAAUUUCGUCAAUUUCUUUUAUCAAUUUUCACACUCUUUUCUCUAUUUUUUUGGAUCAUUAUAAGCUUAAUUAACUCUUAGGAAUACCAUUUUCUAUUUCUUCCAAAUUCCCCAAAACAACCCACAAAAAACAGAAUUUAUUCUUCUGUACUAAUAUAUACUAGUAAUCUAGUAUAAUCCUAUUGAUUUGAUUCCCAAUUAUCUGAAUUUUCAACUGGAUGAGGGGUGGAUUGAGUGCGAUCCAGCAAACCCUAACGCCGGAAGCGGCCACUGUUUUGAGCCAUUCGAUUUCUGAAGCUGGCCGUAGAAAUCAUGGUCAAACGACGCCGUUACAUGUGGCUGCUACUUUAUUGGCUUCGCCUACUGGGUUUCUUCGACAAGCUUGUAUUCGUUCUCACCCCAAUUCUUCUCACCCACUUCAGUGUCGGGCUUUAGAGCUUUGUUUUAGUGUUGCUUUAGAGCGGUUACCCACGUCUCAAACUGGUGGUGGUGGGUCGGGUACAGAACCACCUAUUUCUAAUGCUCUUAUGGCGGCUUUAAAACGGGCUCAGGCCCAUCAGAGAAGAGGGUGUCCUGAACAGCAACAACAGCCUUUGUUGGCGGUGAAGGUUGAAUUGGAACAGUUGAUUAUAUCUAUACUUGAUGACCCGAGUGUUAGUCGGGUCAUGCGGGAAGCUUCGUUUUCAAGCCCGGCGGUGAAGGCUGCUAUUGAGCAGGUUGUUAGCGCACAACCCAAUUCCGGAAAUGGUGGUGCAGGGCCCAGAAUUGGAGUGGGGUUCCGACCCGGACCCGGACACGGACCCGGUCCAUCUCCUCCAGGUGCUGCGCUUCCACGGAAUUUGUAUUUAAAUCCGAAGUUACAACAACAACAACAGCAACAAUUGCAAGGAAAAGGGGAUGAUGUAAAAAAAGUGAUUGAUAUAUUACUAAAACCCAGGAAGAGAAACCCGAUUUUAGUAGGCGAAUCCGGACCUGAAGAUGUUGUAAAGGAAAUAAUUAGAAGAAUCGAGAAAGAUGAAAUACGCGACGAGAUAUUGAAAGGGGUAGAAGUAAUUUCAGCAGAGAAAGAGCUUGGUUCAGAUCGUGCACAAAUGGUUGCCAAGCUAAAGGAAAUGGUGGCAUUAAUAGAGAGAAAAAUGGUGGUUAAUUCUAAAGGAGGAAAUGGAGUAAUUGUUGAUUUGGGUGACUUGAAAUGGCUGGUUGAUCAGACUUCUAAUCAAGGGAUUUCUGAGACAGCUCAAAUGGUAGUCUGUGAGAUGGGGAAGAUUUUGAAUAAAUUUGGGGAAGGGAGUAAACUAUGGUAUAUGGGAAUUGCUACUUGUGAGACUUAUUUAAGAUGCAAGGUUUAUCAUUCUUCAAUGGAGGAUGAAUGGGAUCUUCAUGUUGUUUCUAUUGUGGCUAAACCCCCUAUUUCUGGGAUCUUUCCUAGAUUGGGAUCUAAUGGAGGAAUUUUAAGCAGUUCUGUUGAGUGCUUAAGCCCAAUGAAAAGUUUUUCGAUGCAUACGCCUUCUUUAAGUGGGCGGAUGUUCGAGAAUUUGGAUCCUUCUAAAAAAUUUAGCUGCUGUCCGCAGUGUACAGAGAAGUAUGAGGAGGAACUUGCAAAAGUAGUAGCAGGACAAACAGAGAAACCGUCCUCUGAAGUUAAAUCAGAUGCAAAUCAACAGUCGUUACCUCAAUGGUUACAGACUGCGAAACGAAAUACUAGUGAUAUCAUUCAGAAUAAGGAACAAGAUGUGAGUUCGAGGCAAAAAACACAAGAAUUGCAGAAGAAAUGGGGCGAAUCAUGCUUACGGUUACAUCCUAGUUUUCAUAAUAUGGGCUCAGAGAGAAUCACUCCAUCACCCCUCUCGAUGACGGGCUUGUACAAUCCACAAUUACUUGCGCGUCAACCUAUUCAACCGAAAUCACAGCAACCACCUAGAGUCCUUGGAGACAGGUUACAGCUCAAGCUUAGUUCUCCUGUAAUCCAUCAACUGAAUGCUGAAAAACCUGCCAGCAAGCCAGGGAGCCCGGUGAGAACAGAGCUUGUUCUAGGUCCGACAAAGAUUAGUUCGGGUACCGACUCGGAUUGUGUCCAAAAGGGCCUUAAGGACUUCCUGGGUUGUAUUUCGUCGGAAUCAACUGACAAGCCGUUCACUGCUAUCCCCGAAGAUGUAGACUCAUACAAGAGGCUGCUCAAAGGUCUCAUAGGAAAAGUAUGGUGGCAAACGGAUGCUGCGUCUGCUGUAGCUGCGGCUGUGACGCAGUGUAGAUUGGGGAAUGGAAAACGACGUGUUGGUGGAUCAAAGGGUGACAUAUGGCUACUUUUCUCGGGUCCUGAUAGGACGGGAAAAAAGAAGAUGGCCGCUGCGUUAUCUGACCUUGUGUGUGGCAUAAGUCCUGUCAUAAUUUCGCUUGGUUGUAGACGUGAAGAUGAAACCGAUUUGAAUUUCCGUGGUAAAACUGUGAUCAAUAGAAUCGUGGAGGCAGUUAGAAGGAAUCCAUUUUCAGUUGUAAUGCUGCAAGAUAUUGACGAAGCCGAUUUGCUUGUCCGAGGAGGCAUCAAACGCGCGAUGGAAAGGGGAAGGAUUUCCGAUUCCCAUGGCCGAGAAAUCAGCCUAGGGAACGUCAUUUUCAUUGUUACGUCGAAUUGGGUACCGGAUCAGCUGAGGAGCUUAUCAGACGGUGUGGUUACUCUCAGUGAAGAGAAGAUGACCUCCUUAGCUAGCGGUGGAUGGCAGUUGAGAAUCUCGAUAAGCGAGAAGCCCACAAGUACAACGAAAAGAUCGCCCAGCUGGAUGAAUGACGAUGAUCAAGAUAGAGUGGUAAAGCAAAGGAAGGACGAAGCCGGUGCAGGACUCGCAUUUGAUCUCAAUCAAAUGGCCGACAUAGACGAUGACCGACUCGACAACUCCUACAACUCGAGCGAUAUCACAGUCGAACACGAGGAGGAGAACAAGGGAUCGCCCACAACCUCAUCGGCAGCGCCCAAAGAGCUUCUAACUUCAAUUGAUGAGGUUAUUUUCUUCAAAGUAGUGGACUUUAAGCUAAUCAGGCAAAACAUUAAAAGGUCUAUAUUAUCAAAAUUCUCUAAAAUUAUAGGACAAAAUUUGUGUAUCAAGAUUGAGAAUGAAGCCCUUGAGAAGAUCUUAAGUGGAAUUUGGUUAGGACAAACCACAUUAGACACUUGGUCAGAAAAGGCCUUAGUACCAACCAUUCAUCAAAUCAAAACGAGAUAUCCCUCGUUACCCGCUCAUCUUUCCGAGGGUAAAUUGGUUGCUCGACUCGAGUUGGAUCAAGAAUCAGAGAGCCGGAAUCACGGAGAUUGGCUACCUGGAAGAAUCUCGGUGGUCGCGGAUGCACAAUAAUGUUGAAAUACAUGUCAAAAUGGUUUAUGGUGUGUGUAGGGAAAUUGUAUAUUGUAUAUAUACUUGAAAAGUUGGUGUUCUAGAGGAUAUAUUGUGGGCAUUGUUGUGUAUGUAGGAGAAAAUACGUUUCGAGAGAAGACCAGACCACAUCAGGGCAUAAAUACUAUAGAUGAUCAAAAGAUAAUCUUUAGUAAAUUAGUACUAAACUACAUGGUCUCUCAUUAUUAUUUAAUUUUUCUUUUUUAUGUUUUUUUUUGUUUACGUAAUUUUAAUUUUUCACAUAUAUAAUAUAAAGUCCGUUGAUUAUAUUAUGUCACAGAAACAUAUGAUAUGAUUAAAUUAAUAAGAUGAGGUAUUCCUCACUUUGACUAGCA
Messenger RNA from Amaranthus tricolor (Joseph's coat), 3881 nucleotides. Its product is annotated as protein SUPPRESSOR OF MAX2 1-like. Gene Ontology annotation, molecular function: ATP hydrolysis activity; ATP binding. The transcript has 4 exons. NCBI's taxonomy places the organism in Eukaryota, Viridiplantae, Streptophyta, Magnoliopsida, Caryophyllales, Amaranthaceae. The record is from RefSeq and is a predicted model, not a curated record. Bases 379 to 3507 code for a protein of 1042 amino acids.